GCGAGAGAGAGAGAGAGAGAGCCAUAGGAGUAAAUGCACCUUGCUGUCCUCUUUUGACUCCUCUAUACACGGGCCUCUAUCUAUGCCUCUCUCUCUCUCUCUCUCUCUCUCUCUCUCUCUCUCAUUUGGGUCAGCGACAAUAAGAGCACACCACUACAUCUUCUUCAAGAGUAGUCUCUUGUGUAUAUAUACAAAAGCCAACCUCUGCUUUGGACCCUUGUAUUGUGCCUUCUUCUAAGGAGGGAGGAAGAGAACAAGGAUCAUCCUCCUCUUCUGCUUCCUUUUUUUUUUUUUUCCUUUUCCCUUGAGCUGUACAAGUGUGUGAGAGAAUUAUUAGAGGAGAAAGGGAAGUAUACACCAUGGGAAGACCGCCUUGUUGUGAUAAGAUAGGUGUGAAGAAGGGCCCUUGGACUCCUGAAGAGGAUCUCAUGUUGGUAUCCUACAUCCAAGAGCACGGCCCUGGGAAUUGGAGAUCUGUUCCUGCCAACACUGGACUCAUGAGAUGCAGCAAGAGUUGUAGGCUUAGGUGGACUAAUUAUCUCAGGCCAGGGAUCAAGCGAGGCAACUUCACAGAUCAAGAGGAGAAGCUUAUAAUCCAUCUUCAAGCUCUCCUUGGGAACAGGUGGGCAGCAAUAGCUUCUUAUCUCCCGGAGAGAACAGAUAACGACAUCAAGAACUACUGGAACACCCAUCUGAAGAAGAAGCUAAAGAAGCUCCAAAAUAACGAAGACGGUGCACCGACGAGCGGCAGCGCCACGAAUUACCAACCCAUCUCCAAAGGGCAAUGGGAGAGGAGGCUUCAAACCGACAUCCACAUGGCUCGACAAGCUCUUCGUGAAGCCUUGUCCAUCGAAAGUAAGCCCACCGAUCUGAAGCCAUCAAACAGCUUGUGCUCCUACAUCAAGCCUGGUCACUUACCUACAGCUUCUUCGACCACAACCUACGCAUCAAACACUGAGAACAUAUCACGGUUGCUCCAAGGAUGGAUGAGGAACUCAACCAAGCCCAAGCCGACUCAAACUGAUUCCGGUUCGAGCCAGAACUCGAUCAACAAGGCGGUCGGCGCCGCCGACUCAGUCUCCAGCGAAGGAUCAGCUAGUGUUGUAAACAAUUUCGAAUCGCUGCUCAACUUCGAGUCGCAGACACCAGAGGGUUCGGGUUCAGGUUCGGGUUCGGGUUCGGGUUCGGAGACGAGCCUAUUUCAAGACGAGUGCAAGCCGGGUUCGGAUCAGGGUCAAGUUCCCCUCUCCAUGAUCGAGACUUGGCUCUUCGAUGAGAGUGUCGGGCAUGGCGAGGUAGGCUUCAUUGACAUGACACUAGAUGACCCUACUGAGUUGUUCUAGAUAGAGUGUGUUUGGUUCUUCUUAAUUUCCUUUUCUAUUGCUUGCUUAGGCUUUGGACUAAUAUGGUUUUCAAGUUUAAAUGCUGGAUCUAGAUCAGAGAACGUAUCCAUGGUGAAAGAAAAGAAAGAAGUGUAAAUUACAAAGAUCUACACAGAUGAUAUUAUCAUAUAGGUUUUUAUUGAUUUUCGGUGGUGUGGGAAUAAUUCUAUCUAAUGUGUUUGCUAUGAAAGCUCAGAAACUUUUAUUUUCUCGUCAGAGCCUUUGGAUAUAUCUUACAUAUUUGUAACAUUAAUUGGUGGGAAAUUAGAGAUUAUGUAAUUUUGCUCUUCUCCUUUUUUUUUGCUUUUUUCUACUAAUAUUGUACUCACAAGAGAUCUGUGAAUUGAGGUGUUCAUUAUUCAAA
Molecule: messenger RNA, 1746 nt
Organism: Ananas comosus (pineapple)
Lineage: Eukaryota; Viridiplantae; Streptophyta; Magnoliopsida; Poales; Bromeliaceae
Product: myb-related protein 306-like
Exons: 3
Coding region: 360-1343 (327 amino acids)
Biological process (GO): response to auxin
Source: RefSeq, a predicted model, not a curated record